AUGCGAAAGUGCAAGGUGUUUGUGGGUCUGUCGCACCCAGAGCUAGGAGCCAAAAUUUGCGAAAAGUUGGAUAUCCAGGCCAGUCCAUGCAGUUUAAACAAGUUUUCCAAUGGCGAGACGUCAGUGCAAAUCAACUGUUCUGUGAGAGACAACGACGUCUACAUUAUCCAGUCGUCGUCAGACACGAUCAAUGACCAUAUCAUGGAGUUGUUGGUGCUUAUCAGUGCGUGCAAAGGUGGAUCUGCUUCAAAGAUCACAGUGGUGGUGCCUAAUUUUCCUUACUCGACGCAAUCGAAUUUGUACUACCACAGCAAUAAAGAUAGUGCUAGAAUGUUGGCCAAUUUAAUUGUGAUGGCUGGAGCUGACCAUGUUGUGUCUAUGGAUUUGCAUGCUGGGCAAAUCCAGGGAUUUUUCAAUAAACCUGUUGAUAAUCUCUAUGCCCUACCGUUUUUGGUCAGAUGGAUCAAGACCAAUGUUAAAAAGUAUGAAAAGUCAGUGAUUAUUUCGAAAAAUGCCAAUGGAACCAAAAGAGUUACUGAGAUGGCGGAUAGUUUAAAUGUUAAUUUUGCAAUGAUUCAAAUAUUGGAAAAAAAGCGAAAUGUUUACAAUAAUUUGAACUUGUUAAUCGAAGAUACAGUCAAUUCAAACAAAGAAAAUUCGGCGUCUGAAAAAACCAGAUUUAUGACCAGCUCCCGAAUUGUGCAAGGACAUGUUCUCAGCCAGAAAGACAACCUUGAAUUGGAGAACCAAAGACCAGCAGAGCUCGAGAACACCAACCCCAGCAAGCUAGAUCGUACAAUGGCCGAGUUCUUCGAAAACUACAACCAAAACAGCAUGAGCAAGUACGUGAAAAAGGAGACUGUGAUCACUCUUGUUGGAAACGUAAAAAAUCGGCCUGCAAUCAUCUUGGACGACAUGGUCACCAAGCCAGAGAUGUACAUCUCGAUCAGUGAGCACUUGAGGAUGAAUUGUGGUGCUGAGUGUGUGUACUUGGUGGCCACACAUGGAGUGUUCUUGGACAGCUGCCUCGAGGCCCUCUUCCACUGCCAGUACCUCGACAAGAUUGUGGUGACCAACACCUGCCCCUUGCUGAAGAACGACUUGUUCAGAUACAGAGACAAGCUCGUGGUGAUCGACGUGAGCUCCAUCUUCGCUGAGUACAUUCGCCGGGCCCACUUUGGCGAGAGCAUCUCGACUCUCUUCGACAACUUGUUCCACCUCUAG
Messenger RNA from Ascoidea rubescens DSM 1968, 1224 nucleotides. Its product is annotated as ribose-phosphate diphosphokinase. NCBI's taxonomy places the organism in Eukaryota, Fungi, Ascomycota, Saccharomycetes, Ascoideales, Ascoideaceae. The coding region runs from base 1 to 1224 and encodes 407 amino acids. Gene Ontology annotation, biological process: purine nucleotide biosynthetic process; ribonucleoside monophosphate biosynthetic process; 5-phosphoribose 1-diphosphate biosynthetic process. Gene Ontology annotation, cellular component: ribose phosphate diphosphokinase complex; cytoplasm. The record is from RefSeq and is a predicted model, not a curated record. The transcript has 3 exons. Gene Ontology annotation, molecular function: ribose phosphate diphosphokinase activity; magnesium ion binding.